Molecule: messenger RNA, 2301 nt
Organism: Penicillium bovifimosum
Lineage: Eukaryota; Fungi; Ascomycota; Eurotiomycetes; Eurotiales; Aspergillaceae
Product: SWAP/Surp domain-containing protein
Exons: 1
Coding region: 1-2301 (766 amino acids)
Biological process (GO): RNA processing
Cellular component (GO): nucleus
Molecular function (GO): RNA binding
Source: RefSeq, a predicted model, not a curated record
AUGUCCAACGACGCGAAGGGGAUGAAGUUCCCUGACGUCUCAGCAAAGCUGUCCGCGCUUCCCAAGAAAUCCCUUUUCGAGCGCCAGAAGGCCGAGUUAGAGGCCAAACGUGCACGCGAAAAAGAAGAGACAGAUGCGGUUUAUCAGGAUUUUGUCAAGUCGUUUGAGGAUGAGGCACCGGUUGCACCACGAUCGCUUGAGGGAAUGAAUUCAUAUGGUCGGGGUGGUCCUCCCAGGCGACACUUCCCAGCUUCCUCGUUGCGCCAUAGUGGUCCUGGGACUUUAGGCCCUGCGCCAUCAUCUCUUUCCCACAAACGUGCCCACACAACCUUCCCUCCCUCUCAUCACGACCACUCUAAAUUUGCAAAUACGCUUACUCCCUCUGAAGGUGACAGAACACUCGAGGAGGAGAGAGCAGCCGCGAAACCCACUUUACUUCUUGCGUCGCUCCCUCCCGGUACCUCCGUGUCUGUGAUCAAGGCUUUGAUUUCCCCGACCCUGAGCGUGGACAGUGUCAAGAUUCUAGGCCAACCCGAGCAAACCGCUACCGAACGCAAGACAUCUUCUGCACUCGUUACCCUUGCGAGUGACUCGGCCGCCUCCCAGAUUGAUGCAACCGUCAGUGCCCUUCAGAAGAAGUACCUUGGCUUCGGGCACUACUUGAGCAUCUCUCGCCACCUUUCUUCUGCUGUGCUGCAUUCACAUAUACCUUCCUCGUCGACUGCUUCUCUUCCCUUCGGUGCCAAACCUACCAUGCCGAACCCCGGCACUAGUUUGAGUCGGGCCCCACCACCAGGCCAACACCCCGGGGGAUUCGCGCCUCCAGCCUCCUAUGGACCCCAUGUUGGCAGGACUGGCCCAACUACUCAGAUCGAGGUCACCCUGCCGUCGGACAUAAGAGAACUGAGACUCAUUCACAACACGAUCGAGCGUAUUCUGAAAGAGGGCCUUGAGUUUGAGACACUGUUGAUGAGUCGAUCAGAGAUUCAACAGGAUGAGAAGUGGUCUUGGUUGUUUGACGCAAGGUCGCCUGGCGGUGUAUACUACAGAUGGAAAUUGUGGCAAGUCAUGACGGAUCCUAAGAGACGAAGCAUGAACAAGCCGGCCAUGAUCUUGGAAGACGGUCUUAAGUGGAUAGCCCCCAAGAAGGAUGUCCUAUUUGAGUACGUCACUCGCAUGGACGAAUUCGUGGAGCAUCCCGACUACGACUCAUCUGACGAAGAAAACUCGGAUGGGGAACCCGACAAUGCAGACAACGAUGGUCCCAACUACAUGACUCCUUUGAAGAAGGCUAAGCUGGUUUGGCUUCUUGCCCGACUUCCCACGACUCACGCAAAGCUUCAGCUAAAGCAGACCGCCGGAAUCACACACUUUGCAAUCACCCACGCAGGAACAGGCGCAAACGAGGUUGUGGACGUGAUCAUUCGAAAUGUUCUCAACCCUGUAGUUUACUCGGCGGCCAUUCCACAUCUUGACCUGGAGAAUAAUAUCGCCGAUCUCGAGGGGUCAGCCAUGGACAAUCCAGCCUCUAAGGAGUUAUUGGAUACCUCCCCUGCGAAACUCGUCGGUCUUUACGUCAUCUCUGAUAUCCUUUCGUCGGCAUCAACUAGUGGCGUGCCUAAGGCAUGGCGAUACCGCCAGUUGUUUGAGAACGCUCUCCGCUCCCGCAAGGUCUUCGAGCACCUCGGACGACUGGAGAAAGACUUCAAAUGGGGACGGCUGAAAGCGGAGAAGUGGAAGCGCACCGUUGGAUUCCUCCUGGAUUUGUGGGAGGGAUGGUGUUGCUUUACCCAUUCCAGCCAGGUGCAUUUCAAGCAAGUGUUUGAAAAGCCGCCCCUGACGGAGGAAGAGCUACGAAUACAGGAGGAGACAGAGAAGGCUAAUGCAGAGCGCGCUGCUGUUGCGUUUGCCAGAAGCAAGAACCGAUGGAAGACCGUCGAUGCGGAUAAGCGGGAUGGAAAGUUUAUGAGUGACACCGAUGGUGUGCCAAUGGAGAAUGGCACCCGCGAGGACUGCCAUGGUGUCUCAAUCGGAGACAACGCCUUGGGGCAUAUGUCAGGUGCUUCAUAUGGACACGACAACCCAAAUGAUGCUGAUCAUGCAGCAAUUGAAGCCAGUGACCUCGACAUCGGUGUCGGAAAGCCCAUGACCGAGACACUGUUGGGCAAUGAUGAUACCCAAACUCAACAACCACACUCCUCUGACAAACUCAAGCAAUUACCUGGGCAGCAAGAGACCGGAACCCGACGACUCAAGCCGCGUCCCAAAGCUGAAGACAUGUUUGCAUCGGAUUCGGAGUGA